This is a messenger RNA of Boleophthalmus pectinirostris (great blue-spotted mudskipper), 4816 nucleotides long. RefSeq names its product RNA binding motif protein 47 (gene rbm47). Gene Ontology annotation, cellular component: nucleus. Gene Ontology annotation, molecular function: mRNA binding. The coding region runs from base 750 to 2693 and encodes 647 amino acids. Lineage: Eukaryota; Metazoa; Chordata; Actinopteri; Gobiiformes; Gobiidae. The transcript is spliced from 8 exons. The record is from RefSeq and is a predicted model, not a curated record.
AAAUUUCCGUUUCAGUUCAAUAGUGGGUGUACUGUGGGAUCAUUAUCGUGUUUAUGUCUCUGUUCUCUUCAACUCUCCCCCCUCCUCACUUUGGAGGAAUGCGGGGCUUAUGUCAGUGAGAGUCAGGUACAGACUUACUAAUUACUUCUGGCCUUCCUCUCUUUGCGUCCUCCUCCACCCUCCUUCUCUCUCUCUCUCUCCCUCUCUUUCUUGUUUCUGUCGUCUUUUGCUGUAUUCCUGCACCUUGCACGCUUCCUUGCUUCACUCUCCUCCACCACGAGACCUUGUGCGCUCCCCCUCUGUCUCCCGCUGUUGCGUCUACAAGUUCUGUCGUGACUGGAGCAUAGGACAGGGACAAACGCAGAAGAUCUGAGUCACUAUCCAAAAAAAAUAGAAAAGAAAAAAACACCAAAAGAAGAACAGAAACUUUGACCUGUUCACUCCCAGUCUAUCAGACAAACUGGAGGUGCCUUCAGUCGGCUUUCUGGGGGGUUAACAGUGAGUUGUGGGCGAAGCGUUGAGAGCAAAUACAAGGCUGAGGUGAACCUGUUCGACAGCUCACGGGGAAAUAGAAAAAAGAGGAGAGGAGGAUGAGCAAGUGACUAGCCUGAACCGUGCGUUGAACUGUUGACAACUUUGCGACUACUCUUCCCAUCUUCCAACAGCCAGAGAAGGAGACUGCCCUGCCACCACUGCCCAUCCGCACCUGUGAAAAAGUGAAUGGACCACAGUAUCUGACACCGGUGUGAAUGAGCGACGUGACUCCAAAGACCAGGACUCCGCGCCUGCCUGAUCCGCACGGCUCAGUUUGGGAGACAGGCUCAGAAUCGAAUGGUCCUGUCAGAAUGACUGCAGAAGAUUCAGCUUCUUCUUCAGCCAUGAGCAGUAACUCAUCUCUGUCCAAACCCUCCAAAGCCUCCAGCUCAUCUCACAGCUCGCCCCAUGGGCACAUGAGCGUUCCUGAAGGUGUGGCAGGUGCACACAAUGAAGCUGCUUUAUUAGCCCUGAUGGAGCGCACUGGCUACACCAUGGUCCAAGAAAAUGGACAGCGAAAAUAUGGCCCCCCACCCGGCUGGAACGGUCCCUCUCCUCCACGGGGCUGUGAAAUUUUUGUGGGCAAGAUCCCACGAGACGUUUAUGAAGACGAGCUGGUGCCCGUCUUUGAGUCUGUGGGGCGCAUCUAUGAGAUGCGUCUAAUGAUGGACUUCGAUGGAAAGAACCGUGGCUAUGCAUUUGUGAUGUACACAGAAAAACAUGAAGCCAAGCGAGCUGUACGGGAGCUGAACAACUACGAAGUGAGACCUGGGCGGCUACUUGGUGUCUGCUCCUCAGUGGACAACUGCCGGCUUUUCAUCGGCGGCAUCCCCAAGACCAAAAAGCGUGAGGAGAUCCUGGAGGAGGUCUCCAAGGUGACUGAAGGUGUUCUGGAUGUCAUAGUUUAUGCCAGUGCUGCAGAUAAAAUGAAGAAUCGUGGCUUUGCCUUUGUUGAGUAUGAGUCCCACCGUGCAGCUGCCAUGGCGCGCAGGAAGCUGAUGCCUGGACGCAUCCAGCUGUGGGGUCAUCAGAUCGCCGUGGACUGGGCGGAGCCUGAAAUUGAUGUGGACGAGGACGUCAUGGAGACAGUGAAGAUCCUCUAUGUCAGGAAUCUGAUGAUGGAGACCAGUGAGGAGACAAUCAGACAGGUGUUUAGCCAGUGGAAUCCAGGCUGUGUGGAGCGGGUUAAGAAAAUCCGUGACUAUGCCUUUGUCCAUUUCACGUCCCGCGAUGACGCUGUUCAGGCCAUGGACCACCUGAAUGGCACAGAGGUGGAGGGCUCCUGCAUAGAAGUGACUCUAGCCAAACCAGUGGAUAAGGAGCAGUACUCCAGACAGAAAGCAUCUAAGGGAGCGUCCUCCACUACUACCCCAGAGGCAACUCCACAGAGCUACGUGUACCAGUGUGACCCCUACACUCUAGCCUAUUACGGAUACCCCUAUAGCACCUUGAUUGGGCCCAACAGGGACUACUUUGUCAAAGGAUUCCCACUGAUACAAAACAAUGCAGGUACUGUGAGAGGGCGUGGUCGUGCUACUUCAGGUAACCGUACCCCUGGACCGCGCGGCUCAUACCUGGGGGGUUACUCUGCUGGUCGUGGCAUCUACAGCCGCUACCAUGAGGGCAAGACCAAGCAGACCGAAAAGCCUUAUGAGCUGGUGCCCACUCUGGAGCUCGCAGCCUCUGUCAACCCAGUUGGCAUCAAGCCUGGCACAAUGGCGUUGCCAACUCUUGGUGGACAGUACCAGGUGUUCAGUGGUGCUCCUGCUGCCAAACUGAUGGAGGAGACGAAGGUCCACUCUGUGGAGCACAUCAUUAACCCUCUGACCAUCCAGCACCCAGAGCAUAACAGCACGCCCGCCGCCACCACCGUGCUCCCCUCUGUCUCCACCCCUCCGCCAUUUCAGGGUCGUCCAAUCACACCCGUGUAUGCCAUGGCCCCCAAUAUGCAGCGUAUUCCAACUGCCAACAGUCUCUAUGGAGCAGGUUAUGUGCCAAUUACAAACUAUGCCGCCAACACCGCUGCGCUGGCCGCCCUGCAGAAAAACGCAGCUAUGGCAGCAGCUUAUGGAGGAGCUUACGCAGGUUACGCAGUGCCCCAGGCUUUCCCAGCCACUGCCUUCCAGUUGCCUCUUCAUGAUGUGUAUCAAACAUAUUGAACUAUGCAUCAAAAUGGCCAAGAAACAUCUGUCUCAGCAACUAAAUUUGGACAUAAACUCCAAGUGUUCUAAAAUGUCAUAGAAAUGCUUUUACAUAAAGACAGUGAAUUCAUUUCAGGCUGAUAUCGGUUUUGGACAGCCUCCACUAUGCUAUGAAGCUAUGAAACAUUACUGUUCAAAGUUUUGACAACAUUCCUUUCAAAGAAACCAACAUCUACACAAAAUACAUUUUUAACUUUGUUGUUGUAGCAACAACUACUUUGAAGGUACAUCACGUAGCCUAUUUAUGAAGAAAAGAAAGAUAUUUAAGUCUUAUUCAUAGUUUUCUAUUUACAUUUAAGAUAUGUGGUUUGUCAAAACCUUGUGACAAAAAAGGAUGCAAAAGAAGUAACUUGUCAAACUACUGACAUAACCGAGCACCAUUGAAGACUAUUGAAAGACAAUGUUUAUUAGUAUUUGUUGUUUUGAGUAUUAAUUAUGUUAGCCAAUGCUUUUUGCUGGUGAUAUUAGCCCUCCACAUUGGCUGAAGGUGUCUGCUUAGAAUGUGUGUGGUACUUUUUGGUUUAUUUACUUUUUGCCCUUUGUUUUUAUAUUUUUAAUGAAGGUUUUAAGUAUUUUAUCUUUACUAGCAUUUUGUGUGCAUGCUUUCUUUUAUGAAAUAUGUGGUCUGUCGCCAGCGGAGUAAUAUUUUAAGAUGAAUUUCAUGAGGAAAAAUGAGAAGGUUUUCAAGUCAGGUCUAUGGAGAAAAGUUCCAUCCUCAGAAACUGUGUUGGCAGUAGUUUAAGACUGAACAUAUAUGUUUAUUAUGUGUUUUAUUACUGUUUUGAGAAGUUUUCAACUUUUGAAAAGUGAACAAAUUUGGACAGAAAUAGAUGAGACUGAGGGCUGGAGAACAUGGCACCAUUUUGAUAAACACUCCAUUUCAACUGACAUCUGUAGACAUCUGCAGACUGCUAUGCAUUAGGCCUAUACCAGCAGAAGCACGGCUGCAAAUCUUCUCAACACUCCGAUUUGUUCAAUCAGAUUUCUUUCCCAGGACCUCUCUUACUUUCUGUCCUCAUGUGCUUGCUCUGGGUGCACUUCAAUAUAUUUAUAAGAGAUGACAGAGUGCCAUUUCUAUAUGAAAAGAAGACAUAUGAAACUGCAUUUAUGUCAUUAUGACAUAUACCAUAUUAACUUGUAUAUACUGGACUGUGUUCAGGGUCUUCUUGUUUAAGAUAUAGUUUCAUCUGUAGAAAAAGUGAAGAGAAAAGGUUGGCAGCACUUUGAACUAAGUAAAGAAGAUUAAUAAUGGGCUUUGGAUAACUAAAGCAAUACCUCGCAUGAAAAUGCAUAGUCAUCCUACAGGCCCAAACUUUUAUAACAUAAGACAAGCUGCUUUAUUGAACACCUAAAAUAUAACAAUACCAAGGUGCCUUUUACAGCAGAAAAGACAUAUGCCUGUGUUCAGGGUGCAUUCAGUUGUUGGCUCAAUCUCAAUCCAGCAUAAAAAGGAUAAAAACAACAUAUUGACAUGUUUUUGUAUGAUGUUAUUUGAUAAAGUUAGGAUAUAUUUAAUAUAUGCAUUACAUACGUUGUGAAGACGAAAGAGAUACUCUUAAUAUAUUGUUGAUGCAAUUUCGUUUCAUUAUUACAUGUGGUCUAAGUAGUCUCAAGAGUAACAAAGUAGAAACAAUGCCAAAGUGUCCAAUAGUUUUUUUUAAAUUGUUAUUUUAAACAUUAUUUGUGUUUUUUCAUGUUUCAAACUAGAUUUGGUGUCCUUGAAUGAGAACGCCAAGUCCUUUCUUUUUGACACAUUUUAACAGGGUGUGUUGGCCUUUUUUGAAGUGUGUGCUUAAGUCAAAAGCCAAUGAAACCUGUGCCUUUAAGGAGAAGAAAAACUACUGUGUCCCACAAAAACAUUUUACACAAGUCUUUGUUUUGUCAUGGAACCAGAUGCAGUAUGUUGGUGACAAAGAUGUUACCUUUGUAGUGUGCGCCUUAAUACCCAAAUUCCCUUUGCAUUUAAGACUUGUGCUGUUUAAAAAAAAGGUUUGUAAUAAUAUUAACAACAAAAACAUGUUCAGCAAUAUUGUAUUUAUAGUAAUAAUGUAGAUAGAUAAAUAAAAGCAUUUUCGACAGAA